AUGACGGAUGGAGAAACUGGAGGAGGCAGUCGCCUAGAGCGCUUGCGACAAAAGCACAAGGCUCUUCUUUCUACGAGUAGCCGAAAGAUUGCUGCAUCGCGCGGUCAAUUGGGUGAAGGGUUUGAAGGAUCUGGGCGUAAGUUUUUCUUAGACCCAAAGAAACCUGAGCUUGACGCCACUGCUGAAGGAGAGGACGAAGGACGAGAAGGAACCAAGCCCAGACACCCCCACACGACCACUCAGGCGCUGAAGGAAGAAAACAAGAAACUCAAGGAAGAAUUGAAAGAAAGUCAAGCAGAACGAGAAAAGUUGCGUAAGAAUCUUUCCAAUGUUGCUGUUCAGGUGCAAAACGCUUCCAAAGCCAUUCUUUCAACCAAGGUUCACGAGGCGAAUGCCAAACUUUCUGCCAUGGAGAUUGACCUGAAGGAAACCCAAGAGCGAUUGGAAGCGAAGGAGGCAUCUCAGAGCGAAUUGCUCACUCAGAUGCAAAAGUUACGCAAGGAGAACGCAAAGUUGGGAUCUCAAGUGCGACUACACUCCCACAGUAUGACUGGCACCAAGAACAACAAGAUAAAAGAACUCUCAGAGCGUAUUGGUGAGCUUGAAGAGAUCAAUCGGGAUCUCACACUGGACAAGGUCAAGCUGGAGGCUCAAUUGAAGAUUGAAGAAGAAGAUGGAUACGAGGGCAUGAAAAAGGCCAAGAAACGAGGUGACAGGCAGUCAUCUAAAGAGGACAAGGGCCUUGCGCGUAUCAGACAGAGUAACAUGACCAUGAUUCAAACCCAACUGGCAGUCUCAUCUGCCCAACUCACAUCGGCCGAGAUGGAACUAGCCGAUAAGGAGCACGAAAUCGCGGAACUCCAACGAAGUGUUGAUGAGCUGCAAAAAGACAACUCAAGACUUCGCAAGGCCAAGGGAGAGAUGGUUGAUCCAAGCAAAGUGAACGAACUUGAAAAGGAAGUCAAGGAGUUGGAGUCUGUCAACCAACAGCUUGUGCAAGAAAAGAUGGAGAUGUCCUUGGGCUCAAUCCAAGAGGAUCUUGAACUGGAGGACGACGGUGCAUCGGCAACCGGUUCUUUAGGCAGCUCGGUCGUCCCUAAGCCCAAGACAGAAAAACGAGUCAGAGAUUCAAACGUCACUAUGAUGAAAACUCAAUUGGCGCUCGCCAAUGCUCAAGUUUCAUCCACGGAACAAGAAAUGGCCGAGAUGGAACAUGAGCUCAUGGACACUCAAAUGCGAUUGUCGGAGGCCAACAAGGCACUCGAUACUGCUAUCAAGCAAAAGCGAGAGGCCGAAAAGAAGUUGCAAGAGGAGAUCAACAAGGCUCACGCUCUGGAAAAGGAGCAAGAGAAGGCGGUCACCUUGUCCAAGGCGGCCCCAACGCAGGUUCCUACCAACAUUAAUCUCGGUGUUGGCAACGGAGAAAUUGGUGGUACCUUUGACUUUGGCCAAAUUGCCGCCGAAGCUGACGCUUCCGUCAAGAUCAUUCACUUUGGUGGCAACGAUGACCAAACAGCCAAAUCAGCCAUGACGGGGUACACAGAUGCUUCGUCCAUGGCACAAACCUACGCUGUCACUAUCGUCCAAACCAAAUUGGCCGAUUCUCACGCCAAGUAUGCUGAUCUCGAAAUCAAGUACAGCGAACUCCAAUCUGCCAUGGAUAGUGCCAUUGUGGAGAUUGGUAGUAAGGAAACAUCGGCCGAGCAACAGGCAACAGACUUGGCCCAAGCUCGUGACAAGAAUGCCGCGUUCAAGGCAGAGAUGGAAAGCCUCAAGGCACAAAUUGCCGUCCUUGAGGAUAAGCAAAUCAAAGCCAUGAAGCGAAAAAUGCGCAAAGCCCGACGCGCCGAGGAGGAUGCAGAGGAUGAGGAAGAAGAGGAAGAAGAAGUUAUUCCACUCAUCGAGCACCGAAGUACGGUGGCCAUUCUCAACACCAAGCUACAAGAAGCCAAUGUCAAGAUGACUGCCAUGGAGCGAGAAAUGGACGAAUUGGCCGACAUGCUGGAGUCCACGCUCAUUGAUGGUGAGGGCAAGCGGGCCAUAAUAUCCGGAUUGAACGAAGAGAUUUCGGAAACACGCAAGGAAAACGCCGAGCUGUACACUCAAGUGCAAGAAUUUGAGGCCAUGAACGAGGUCUUUGAGGGCGCCCGCAUUUUGGAAUUGGAAACUAAAAUGAUGGGACUCGAGAUGAUGAACCAACAACUCAUGUUGCAACAAUUGGAAGAUGAGGAUGCUGCCAACUCGGCGGUGUCAUACGGCCUCAUGGAGGAAGAAGGAGAUGGAGAAGAAGCAGCCGGAGGCACCAAAGUCGAGAAACUUGAACGAAAGAUUAAAGGAUUGGAGCAAAUGAACAAGACUCUUUCGAAUCGCAACUUGAUGGGAGGCAGUGCCCACAAGGCUUCAAGUGCACCUGAUGCUGAAGCAAUCAGUGAAGCAGCUAAUAGCGACGAUGACGCAUCGGACUCUUCGUAA
Messenger RNA from Cylindrotheca closterium, 2472 nucleotides. The record is from the annotation of a GenBank genome assembly. NCBI's taxonomy places the organism in Eukaryota, Bacillariophyta, Bacillariophyceae, Bacillariales, Bacillariaceae.